This is a messenger RNA of Paralichthys olivaceus (Japanese flounder), 2460 nucleotides long. The record is from RefSeq and is a predicted model, not a curated record. Lineage: Eukaryota; Metazoa; Chordata; Actinopteri; Pleuronectiformes; Paralichthyidae.
CGUUAUUUUGACUACGUUUUCACAGGCGUCUUCACGUUCGAAAUGUUGAUCAAGAUGGUGGUGCUCGGCCUGUUUCUCCACCAGGGCUCCUACUUCCGCGAUUUAUGGAACAUUCUGGACUUUAUAGUGGUUAGUGGUGCUCUGGUGGCCUUCGCCUUCACGGGGAGCAGCAAGGGCAAAGACAUCAGUACAAUCAAAUCCCUCCGAGUGCUGAGGGUGCUGCGUCCUCUAAAGACCAUCAAGCGUCUCCCAAAGUUAAAGGCCGUGUUUGACUGUGUGGUCAACUCCCUGAAGAACGUCCUGAACAUCUUAAUCGUCUACAUGCUCUUCAUGUUCAUCUUCGCUGUGGUGGCUGUUCAGCUCUUCAAGGGUCGAUUCUUCUUCUGCACGGACGAGUCCAAAGAGUUUGAGCGCGACUGCAGGGGCGAGUACUUGGUGUAUGAAAGGGAUGAGGUUAAAGCUCAGAAGCGGGAGUGGAAGAAGUACGAUUUCCACUACGACAAUGUGGCUUGGGCCCUGCUCACCCUCUUCACUGUCUCGACUGGAGAGGGGUGGCCGCAGGUGUUAAAACACUCAGUGGACUCCACAUAUGAGAAUCAGGGCCCUAGCCCGGGUUACAGGAUGGAAAUGUCCAUCUUUUACGUGGUGUACUUCGUUGUCUUCCCCUUCUUCUUCGUCAACAUCUUCGUGGCUCUCAUCAUCAUCACCUUCCAGGAACAGGGGGAUAAGAUGAUGGAAGAUUACAGCUUAGAAAAGAACGAGAGAGCCUGUAUAGAUUUCGCCAUAAACGCCAGGCCUCUAACUCGCCACAUGCCCAAGAACAAACUGAGCUUCCAGUACCGCAUGUGGCAGUUCGUGGUGUCUCCGCCCUUCGAGUACAGCAUCAUGGCUCUGAUCGCGCUCAACACCAUCGUCCUCAUGAUGAAGUUCGACGGAGCGUCAAAAACCUACGAUGACGUCCUCAAGAACCUCAACAUCGUGUUCACCACCUUCUUCUUCAUGGAGUCGGUCCUCAAGAUCAUCGCUUUUGGCCCUCUGAAUUACUUCAGAGAUGCCUGGAACAUUUUUGAUUUUGUGUCCGUCCUUGGAAGCAUCACCGACAUAUUAGUGACAGAACUAGGGAAUAAUUUCAUCAACCUGAGCUUCCUGAGGCUGUUCAGGGCGGCUCGCCUCAUCAAGCUGCUGCGACAGGGAGAAACCAUUCGCAUCCUGCUGUGGACCUUUGUCCAGUCCUUCAAGGCUCUGCCGUAUGUGUGUCUGCUCAUCGCCAUGCUCUUCUUCAUCUACGCCAUUAUCGGCAUGCAGUUGUUUGGUAACCUGGCGCUCGAUGAGGAGGAUGAAAGUGCCAUCAAUGAGCACAAUAACUUCAGAACCUUCAUCAUGGCCCUCAUGCUGCUGUUCAGGAGUGCUACCGGCGAGGCGUGGCACGAUAUCAUGCUGGCCUGUCUGGGUGAUAAAGAGUGCGACCCGGCCUCAGGAAACACGGAGCCAGAGUGUGGCAGCACCUUCGCCUACACCUACUUUGUCUCCUUCAUCUUCCUCUGCUCUUUCCUGAUGCUGAAUCUGUUCGUGGCUGUGAUCAUGGACAACUUUGAGUACCUGACCAGAGACUCGUCCAUCCUGGGGCCGCAUCACCUGGACGAGUACGUAAGGAUAUGGGCCGAGUACGACCCUGCCGCCUGCGGGCGCAUACAUUAUAAGGAUAUGUACAGUUUAUUGCGAGUUAUCUCCCCUCCCCUGGGCCUUGGCAAGAAAUGCCCACAUAGGGUGGCCUGCAAGAGGCUGCUGCGCAUGGAUCUGCCGGUUGCAGACGACAACACGGUGCAUUUUAACUCCACCCUCAUGGCUCUGAUAAGGACCGCACUGGAUAUAAAGAUUGCCAAGGGGGGUGCAGACAAGCACCAGAUGGAUGCCGAGCUGAGAAAGGAGAUGAUGGCAAUUUGGCCGAACUUAUCGCAGAAGACGCUGGACCUGCUGGUCACGCCGCACAAGGCCACAGACUUGACGGUGGGCAAAAUCUACGCCGCCAUGAUGAUCAUGGAGUACUACCGGCAGAGCAAGACGAAAAAGCUGCAGGCCCUGCGUGAGGAACAGCGCAUGGAGCCGCCCCCUGAGGGAGGGGGCACGGAGGGCCAGGGGGGGCAGGGCGUGAACGGCCUCCCCAGCACCCAGCCCGACAACAUCAACAGCAUACCUCCCGAGGGUGGCAUCACCGAGAGCCAGUCGUGGGUGACGACCAAAGCCCAGGAAAUGUUCCAGAAGACGGGCAACUGGAGCCCAGACAGACCGUACCCCGACGAUCUCCACGACAACCGGCACAACCCGCAGACGGUAGAGAUGAGGGAGAUGGGGCGGGACGGGUACUCCGACACUGAGCCCUAUCACCCAGUGGAUGGGCAUGGGCGGACCCUCUCCAUGCCCCGCCUCUCAGCAGACAACCAAAGAGUUCAUGCUGUCUCG